CGGAUGAUUCCCGCCAUGUUGCCCUGUGCCUCAAUUGGCCAGCGCUGCCAGUUAUAGCAGCUGAUACGAACACGAAGCUCGCUUCAUGAGUCAACCAGGCAGUACCGGAGAGAAAGACAGAGAGCCAAGGAGCUGAUCUAAAGACAGGUUCAGGGAGAGGGAGACAGAGAGAGAGAGAGAGAGAGCUGAGAGAGAUUUUACACUGCCAGGUUGAAUCUUACCAUCUGCCUUUGCCUCUCACAGACCGACAAGAUGAAUCACAGCACCAGUGAACCGGAGACAGAGAACACAGAGAGCCUGCGCUACCUCAGUAAGGUGGAAGCAUCUGCCAUCGAGACGGAGUUGGUGCGGGACUACCGGUUUGGGCAGCAGCAGCUGAUCGAGAUGUGGGGUUAUGCCUGCGCCAUUGCCAUAACCAAGGCUUUUCCUCUGAAGUCUUUCAGCAAGAAGCAGCCAACAAUCCUGGUGGUUUGCGGCCCUCACCAGAGUGGCUCAGUUGGCCUUGUGUGUGCCCGACACCUGCGUAUAUUUGAGUAUGAGCCGACUAUCUACUAUCCUAAGCGUUCCUCACACAGCGUGCACCAAGAUAUCACCGUUCAGUGUGAAAAGAUGGACAUCCCCUUUCUCUCAUACCUGCCCACUGAGGUCCAGUUGAUAAAUGAUGCCUACAACUUGGUAAUUGAAGCCAUGCUGGGUCAAGACAGUGACGCCAAUGAUAUCAAGGAGCCUUACUCCAGUAUCCUGGUAACCUUGAAACAGGUCAAAAUACCCAUAGCCAGUGUUGACGUGCCCUUAGGUUGGGAUGCUGAAGAGGCCAGUAAGGAUGGCAUCAGCCCUGACGUCCUCAUCUCCCUCAUGGCCCCUAAAAAGUGCGCCACUAAUUUCUCUGGGAAGCACUUUCUGGCAGGACGCUUCCUUCCUUAUGACAUACAGAAGAAAUAUGAACUGAAUCUUCCUGAAUUCCCAGAUACAGAGUGUCUUAUAGAACUGUAAUACAUGCACAAAAAUAUGAAUAUUUUCGAUACACAAGGAUCAUAUAGACUUGAUUUGUAUUUUAUAGAUUGCUUACUGUUCUGCAUUGGUUCUUUAAAGAGCAGCUCUUGCCCAAGUGAGAAUAUGAUCUUUUGACCACUUGCUCCAGAAAUAAUGUUUUAGAAAAUGUGGUUAGUCUGAGUUGUGCAAUGUUUCUUGGAAAAAAAACGUUUCAGGGUUGUUCCUCUGCUCCCUUUUUUUACGCCUACGCAAACAAAACAAUCCACUGAUUUUUCUCCUUUUUUCUCCUCAUCACAAACUACUUAUUCUCCUUAUCACAAACUACUUAUUCUCCUUAUCACAAACUAAGUAUUCUCCUUAUCACAAACUACUUUUUCAUUCAUCAGUUUCAUAACACUUUAUUUUCUCCUUAUCACAAACUACAAUUUCAUACAUCAGUUUCAUAACACUUUCAGUGACUACUGUACCUCCUGUUGAAGCUGUCUGAUCUUAAACUCAGUUUGUUAUUGUGCCGAUGUGCACACAUUAGUGACUUUUUCAGAAAACUGCACUUCCUCGCUUCAUUAAUCCCUCAUCAUAUUCAACUGUUGCAAUACCGUGGCGGAAUGUACAAAUUUAGUCUGGUUAUUUAACUUGGAGGACAAUUUUACACAGUUGCAAUGCCUUCCCUCAUUCCAUUGCAAGGGUGGAAGGUAUACUCAGUCAAAACACUGACUGGAGUGGUGCCACCGGUAUGUUCCAGGGUGGAGCUCAACAACAAAUUACUUUGUCUUGCAAGCUUGCUGGAUGUGGUUCCUUUCUGUUGCAUUUAGCUCUUUCUGUUAAGACAUGAGUUGAGAGACAGCGGUGUGUUCACUUUUGCCUAGCCAAUGCUUCAAAUGAUAGUAUUAGUUUCACUCCUGAUCAAUGAAAAGUACAUAAUUCCAUAGUUUAAAAAAAAAUCUCACAGGUUCCUAUUAUGACUUCAUAUUAUACUUUCUAUUGGGUGAGAUUCUAUUUGGGUAAAAGUAGCUAUAUUUCUUUUCUGUCAUGUAUUUAUUUAUUCAAAGAUUACCAGUGAGAAUAUUUUCGGUAAUUGAAUGGCACCCUGUAAGGCGGAAUGCACUCUACAAUAUGGAUAUCCAGAUUUCCAAGGUCUGGCCAAUGGGCCGAAGGGGUUUAACAGACGACUUAUCUCAUAUCUCACAACAAAGGACUCAUUGCAUACUGUAACCACAAUCCCACAAAGGGCUUCACACAUCUGGGUAAAUAGGCCUCAUCACCUACUAAGAAAGAGUCAACUCUGUCAAGUGGUUCCCACACUGGUGAGGUCGACCCCCGCCACCUUGGCACAGAGCUGACCUAGGAACACCUAAACUAUCUGUAAAUGUAUAUGAAUGUAACAUGUUUGGUCUUGAAUUGAUCCUUACAAUGGGCAGACUGAUGCUGUGCAUUACAAUCUCAAGUAUCUGCACACGAUUGUGUUUUUGAGAAGAAUCUCAGUACUUUAGCUCCGCAUACUAAUCAGCCUUCCUGACACCUUGGUAUUCAACUCCAGUCAGCUUCACUGGGCUAAAGUGUGCUACUCCAGUCGAUCUAUCAUUGGCUUCAAUGGGCUAAAGUGUGUUGUUAUUGGUUUGUGGCAGAUGCAUCGAAUUGGUUUAAGGAUAAAUAAAGUAAUCUUGUAACAUUUGGUCACUUUUGCGACUCUUUUACUUUUCUCUUCUCUUUUUCUCUUCUCUUAUCUUUGGCUCUUCUCUUUGACUCUUCUUUUCUCUUUGGCUUUUCUCUUCUCUUUGACUCUUCUCUUCACCCUUGCUCUCUGGAUCUCUUCUUUGGCUUUCACUCUCUCUCUCUCUCCAUCCUUUGCCUCUCUCCCCUUCUCAUCUCCUUUAUCUGAUUCACUCACUCAUUCAGGUUAGGUUUUUUUUUUUCUUUAAAUAUGAUGCAUUUAAGGUAUCAGGUUUAUGUGGUCAUUGAAGUAUAUUCGGUCUAAUUGGCAUCCAACCUGUUUUUUCAAUUGUUACUAUUUACAGUUGUACUCAUCCAUUUGGUUUUUACUGUACAUUCAGUUUGACUGAUACUUGUAAUAUUUAAGCUUAUCGUUGUUACUUACUGGAUAAACUGUUCAUUCACUAACUAUUAAUUUAAGUCCUUCUUAACCAUGCCAUUAAAUUGUGCUACUAUCUUAUAUUGGAGGUAAUUCAAUAAUUUCACUCUAAUGAAUUCUACUGUCCAAUAAUGUUCAGACACAUAUACACCUUCCAGACUGGCGUUUUCCAUCUUCGGUAACAUGUUGGCUGCUUAUUUACACUGGCUGUUGAUAGACUUAAAUGUUACUUUUUUCAUUUUUGAUUGAAACUACUGUAUCUCUUUAGUUCAAUGGCUGUUUGCUCAUGAACAGUUAAUAUCUCUGAAUCAAAUAAAAUUUCUCACUUUAAAUUUA
Clupea harengus (Atlantic herring) is the source of this 3418-nucleotide messenger RNA. RefSeq names its product YjeF N-terminal domain containing 3 (gene yjefn3). NCBI's taxonomy places the organism in Eukaryota, Metazoa, Chordata, Actinopteri, Clupeiformes, Clupeidae. Gene Ontology annotation, molecular function: NAD(P)HX epimerase activity. Gene Ontology annotation, cellular component: mitochondrion. The record is from RefSeq and is a predicted model, not a curated record.